UGCCCACAACCUGCAUCUCUUGGGACUAGUGGAAACCAACCAGCUCCAAAGAUCUAUAUACCGCCAUCUACAGUACAGGAGUAUGAGGAGUGCAUUUUACUCCAUUACCUCUCAUUUACUGUGUUUCUCCAACGCUGACACUUCAAGACAGCUUUGACUACUGCAUAAGCUGAAGUCUUCGCAGAGGGACAAGGUACGGCAGUUCAUGUCCUUUACCCAAGCUGGGGAGAAGACAGCUGUGUACUGCCUCACACAGAAUGACUGGAAACUAGAAGUUGCUACUGACAACUACUUUCAGAACCCAGAUCUUUACUGUAAGGAAUCCAUGAAAACCUCAGUAGACCGGAAGAAGCUGGAGCAGCUCUACAAUCGCUACAAAGAUCCCCAGGAUGAGAAUAAGAUUGGUAUCGAUGGGAUUCAGCAGUUUUGUGAUGACCUCUCACUGGAUCCAGCUAGCAUCACUGUGCUGGUUGUUGCAUGGAAGUUUCGUGCUGCCACUCAGUGCGAAUUCACCAAGAAGGAAUUUUUGGAUGGAAUGACCGAGCUAGGGUGUGACAGCCCAGAAAAACUGAAGGCCCUUUUGCCAAGAUUAGAGCAAGAGCUAAAAGAUAGUGGGAAGUUCAAGGACUUCUACCAGUUCACCUUUAACUUUGCCAAAAAUCCUGGACAGAAGGGUCUAGACUUGGAGAUGGCUGUAGCCUACUGGAACCUGGUUCUUUCAGGGCGAUUUAAGUUCCUCGAUCUUUGGAAUAGAUUCCUUUUGGAACACCAUAAACGAUCCAUCCCAAAGGACACAUGGAACCUAUUGUUGGACUUCGGUAACAUGAUUGCAGAUGACAUGUCAAACUAUGAUGAAGAAGGAGCAUGGCCAGUCCUUAUAGAUGAUUUUGUGGAAUUCGCUCGACCAAUUGUAACAGGAUCAAAACGUAAAACUCUCUAAAUCCAAUCACAACUCUGGAAAGCCAGAACGUUGUUUCUUUUACAGUGACUUCAUAGUUUUUUUUAAGACUUGUACAAAAAAGUGAAAAUUGUAGGCUUCAGAGGGAAAACAGAAGCACUUGAAACUGUCAGGAAACCACCUUUCAGGGAGCUGAGUAAAAACUAUGAGAACAUCUGGCCACAUUUUUUGUCCUCGUGAGACUGAGGCGUCAUAUGGACAUUGCCAGAUUCACCUCUGUCUCUCCUGCUGGAUUCUCAGUAUCCUGGACACCCCUCUGCUCUGCUCCAGGAGGAGCACUACCUAUCAGGCCACAGCCCUGUAAGUGGGGAUGGACACAGCACUGAGAGGAGGGUCGCUGGCUGUGUGUACUCUAAUGGACUGGAGAGGAGAAAGCAGUGUGUUUUAAGAUACUUCCUAGUCAGCAUUGUUUUGUUAUAUGAAGCUCUGAGUGACUGUGCAAAGUUCCCAUGUCUUACUCUAACUUCGGGACAUAGUGCUCACUACACCAGCACCAACAGAACUGUUGCAGUUUUUACUGUACAUACUGUAUCUAUUGGGACAGUUUACAAAGAGAGCUAUAUGAAGAAUAAUAUAAAUAUGUUGAAUUUAUAAAUGCAAAAGAUGAUUUCUUUUAUGUACAGGAAAUGCUAAGAUCUCUAAUGGGAUGCCUCAAUAUUGUGGAUGAUAUGCUGUUGGUUUAAAUGUUAGGUGGAUCUGUCAAGUCAUGGAAUUGUGAGCUUCUCAUUGAAAGCAUGUUAAAUACAUUUUACUUCACUUCGGGCUGGUUUCACAAAUAAAUUUUCACUGAAGUAAAGGCAGUGCUUUAAUUUAGAUAAUUGAUAUUGGUUUGUGGUAUUCAUUUGUCUGGAUAAUUGCAGUUGGGAGUGGGUCUUGAAUCCUAAAUGUAAUCAGUCCUAUCCACAGUACCAGGAUUUUGCUUUCAAAGAUAAUUUCUUUCAAACUGUUGAGGAAAGGGUUUUUUUUAUCAGUUAAUCCCUCAGAGCAGUUUGUUCAGCAGCAGUUAAUAGAAAUUUAAAGUUAUGACAUUACAGGCCCUUAGGAUUGCAUGGCACAUAUCUGUAUGUUAUGGCAGUGCGAAGCCCUUUGUUCAGAGGCCAGGACACUAAAGAGGGCAACAACAGGACAACAAAGUAAGCCUUAAGAAAAAAUACCUGUCUGUUCAAUAUUUAUGUUUCUGUUCAAGCCCAUCUGUUCAGUGUUACUGAAGGUAGUGAAAAUUAGAAUAUAUUGUUGAUACAUCAUGUAAGUAGCCUAAGUAUAUUGUUCAUUUAAGAAAGAUGAAUAAAGCAUGAGUUUUUCCAUAAUCAUACAUGUAUUUAACUCCUUUGUUGCUGAGAAGAUAGAUAAUGGACACGCUCUAUAUCACAUUUAUAUAGUACAGCUGAUUAGACAUGAGUGUAUUUCAAAAAGCAGAAGUAGAAUGAUGGCAAGACAACUGUGACAAAUACUAUGUUAACUUUUUCACAGACGACAUUUUGACAUGACAGUAUGAAAAGCAGAUGUAAAUAAUAAAAUGAA
This is a messenger RNA of Seriola dumerili (greater amberjack), 2479 nucleotides long. RefSeq names its product DCN1-like protein 1 (gene dcun1d2a). Gene Ontology annotation, biological process: positive regulation of ubiquitin-protein transferase activity; protein neddylation. The record is from RefSeq and is a predicted model, not a curated record. Gene Ontology annotation, cellular component: ubiquitin ligase complex. The transcript has 7 exons. Gene Ontology annotation, molecular function: ubiquitin conjugating enzyme binding; cullin family protein binding; ubiquitin-like protein binding. The coding region runs from base 206 to 940 and encodes 244 amino acids. Lineage: Eukaryota; Metazoa; Chordata; Actinopteri; Carangiformes; Carangidae.